UUAACUGUGUAUCGCUAUUUAAGCGAAGUGAGCCCGGCCCCGCGCCGUGUCACCGGCAGACUCCGUGAAGUUUCACGUUACACUAGACGAAUUUGAUCACGACAGCCUAAUUAAACGCAACAAUCUUCACGGGCCCCUCUCAUUUAAGACAAUGUCAGUUUCAAGUAAACUGUACACGCCACAGGCUUCCCCCGCGAAGACGAUUCUCAUGUACCGAAAUGGGGAUCCCUUUUUUCCUGGAAGAAAGUUUAUCAUAAAUCCACGACAAACACCGUCUUUCGAAAACUUCUUGAGCUCGGUGACACAGGGAAUCGAAGCGCAAUUCGGGGCCGUCAGAAACGUGUACACUCCCCUCAAUGGACACCGGGUGCUGGCCAUGGAGCACCUGCAGCACGGACAAAGAUACGUAGCAGCCGGCGCUGAGCGCUUCAAAAAGCUCGAUUACCUUCAUAUAACAACAAAGAAACCACAAAAAAAACAGCAUGAAAUGAUACAACCGGUUGUCCACAGCAGAAUCAUUGUUUCUGCAAGAUGGAAAAAAGUUCUUCAUGAAUCUUGCACUAUAAAUGUUUUUAAAAAUGGGGAUGUCUUGGUACCACCCAUUCGAAUACUAAUACCUAAAUACACUUUGAGAAGCUGGGACAGAGUGCUAGCUUUAAUAACGGAGAAGAUUCGUCUGCGUACUGGAGCAGUACACAGACUCUGCACAUUACAUGGGGAAUCACUGCUUGGUUCAAGUGAACUGGAAAACAAUAACUAUUAUGUUGCAGUAGGAGCUGAGCGUUUUAAACACUUACCAUAUUUCCAAUGGAUUCCAUCUAAAGGAUCUAUGAGAGUCACAGGCCCCAGGUUCCACUCAGAAAUAUUACCUACAAUCAAUAAAGGCAAAAGAACAAAAACUAUGCCAGAGGAUCACAGCACAUUAUCUGCAGGUGAAGAAAGUUCAGGAGAUUCAAGUACAUCUAAGGAACAGUUUAAAGAUCCCGUAGACUUACAGCUCCAAGAUGAAGAGUCUUUUUUCCAUGCCAGACAAGUCAAAGUCAAACAACAGAAACAUUCAACCAAGUAUGUACUUCCCCUGUCUUUGUCAGAAGAGGGAGGUGUAUUUAAUGCCCCUGCCACCAGAAAAGAGACCCAUGAUGCAAGUGAAGUACAAGAAGAAGCUAAUAUGAAGGUCGACAUGCCCAUUGAUCAAAUGGCUGCAGAAGUUGUACAUGAAGAGCAAAUCCUAUUACCUGAUUAUGAAAAUGAAUCUCAUUCUCAUAAGAAGUAUGACAAUGAUUCACCAACAGCCAGCCUUGACACAGAACUGAAGCGUGUAACUUUAAUGCAAGAUGAGCAUAUUCAUGAAUAUAUGACAGAUGAAAACACACUGGUUGAGAACCCGGAGAUUAAUGGUUUAGAAUAACUGCAUUUUUAUUUAAACAAUUAGGUUUUCUUCAAUUUGCUUGAAAGCUUGUAAAAUAUAUUAACUGGCAGAAGGACAUCAUGUCAGUAGGCCAGGAGUUUUGUAUUCACACUUACAAUUUAAAACAUAAAAUGCUUGUGAAAAAACAA
Polypterus senegalus (gray bichir) is the source of this 1557-nucleotide messenger RNA. Its product is annotated as doublecortin domain-containing protein 2. Lineage: Eukaryota; Metazoa; Chordata; Cladistia; Polypteriformes; Polypteridae. Gene Ontology annotation, biological process: intracellular signal transduction. The transcript is spliced from 9 exons. The record is from RefSeq and is a predicted model, not a curated record. Gene Ontology annotation, cellular component: microtubule organizing center; microtubule. The coding region runs from base 152 to 1408 and encodes 418 amino acids.